Lolium rigidum is the source of this 1298-nucleotide messenger RNA. Its product is annotated as phenylacetaldehyde reductase-like. NCBI's taxonomy places the organism in Eukaryota, Viridiplantae, Streptophyta, Magnoliopsida, Poales, Poaceae. The transcript has 7 exons. The record is from RefSeq and is a predicted model, not a curated record. Gene Ontology annotation, molecular function: oxidoreductase activity, acting on the CH-OH group of donors, NAD or NADP as acceptor. The coding region runs from base 3 to 1079 and encodes 358 amino acids.
AAAUGCAAGGCAUUUCCGUUGCUCCCAGUGAGCUCUCCACCCAGGACGCUUCUUGUCUUCUUCUUCAACGUCAAGACACGCCGGCCGGCGCAGAAGCCAGCAUGGAGACGGAGGCGAAGAAGGUGGUGUGCGUGACGGGCGCCGGCGGCUUCAUCGCGUCGUGGAUCGUGAAGCUGCUUCUCCAGCGCGGCCACACCGUCCGCGGCACCGUCCGCGACCCCGCUGAUCCAACGAAGACAGAACACCUACAUGCUCUAGAUGGAUCUGCCGAGAGACUGCAUUUAUUUAAAGCAGAUUUAUUAGAAGAAGGGUCAUUUGAUGCUGUAGUUGACGGUUGUGAAUGUGUAUUUCAUACGGCUUCUCCUUUCUACAAUAACCCAAAAGAUCCUCAGGUGGAGUUGAUUGAACCAGCAGUGAAAGGAACACUGAAUGUUCUGGCCUCCUGCAAGAAAGCUUCUUCCGUGAAAAGGGUGGUUUUAACAUCAUCAAUGGCAGCUGUUGUAUUUACUGAAAAUCCUUUAUCUCCUGGAGUUGUGGUUGAUGAGAAAUGGUUUUCUGUUCCAGAACUCUGUGAAAAGGCAAAGCAAUGGUAUGUUUUGUCAAAGACACUAGCUGAACAAGCAGCAUGGAAAUUCUCAGAGGACAACGGGAUUGACUUGGUGACAAUAAACCCAGCUAUGGUCCUUGGCCCCUUACUGCAGCCCACACUCAACACGAGUGCUGAAAUAAUCAAGUAUCUAAUAAGUGGUUCACCUGUUUAUCUUAAUAUUAGCUUUGGUUGGGUGAAUGUGAAGGAUGUUGCUCUGGCACAUGUCCUUGCAUGUGAGGUUCCUUCAGCAAGUGGAAGAUACUGCGUGGCUGACAGAGUUAUCCAUUUCUCGGAAGUUGUCAAAAUCAUCCGUGAAAUGUAUCCUUCUCUUCCGGUGCCUGAGAAGUGCGCCGAUGACCAGCCAUUGGCUCCAACAUACCAGGUCUCAAAGGACAAGAUAAAGAGCUUGGGAAUCGAGUUGACCCCCUUCGAGACGACCCUCGGGGAAACCAUAGAAAGCUUGAAGGAGAAAGGCUUUGUCACCUUCUAAACUCAAUUGUACUAGUAACUCAAUAAAUUAUCUGCGGCAGAUAAGAGCAAAUAAAUCUCAUGGUAGGUAUCGGAUGGUAUUCGCUUGCACUUUCCAGUGUGAGUGCCGCUCAACAGGGACAGUGCAGGACCCCAAUUUUUAUUUUGUAAAACCCUACCUCCUUUUCAAGAGGUAUUUUAGUAUAUUGUAAUCUGAAUGAUCGCUUUACUGUUUGCUCAA